AUGGCGAAACAGCUGCUCCGCUUUGCCCUCUCUCGCCUGGACAUUCUGGACGAACAGACCCUCGAUUUGGAGAACUUGGACUUUGCCCUGGGUCGGAAUACGGUGCUGGAAUUUCGAGAUGUUGGGAUCGUGCUUCAGGUGAGGAUUAUGCAGCCUCCCGAACUCCAUGCUCCUGCCUCGCAGAAGUAUUGCAGGAAUGUGCACAGGCUGAUGAGGAAGGCCAGAGUCCUCGUCCUACGAGUCACAGUUCCCAUGGACUUCUACACCAGUCCGAUCACGGCCGAAGUGGAUGGCGUUGACAUCCGCCUGAAAGUGGAAUCCAAGCAAGAGAAGGACCAAAAGGACGCCAGGAAGCGUGGGAAGAAGCCGGCUGUCGGCGAUGUCGUGCCCACAGCCGCGGAUCUCGCCCAGUCCUUUUUGGAGACGCAGCCGGUGGCAGAGAAGAGGGAACUUGAACAGGCUCUCGCCGCUGAGACCCAGGAUCUCGGUGCCUCCAUGGCUGUUUCCGAGUCUGAGAGCGACGACGAUUCGACAGUUGGCACCGGCCAGGGCCUGUCCUUACCCGUCUUUUUGACCGAUUUCCUGCAGGGCGUCGUGGAUAGGAUCCAGAUUCGUGUGCGAGGCGUCGCGUUUCAGGUCGACGUCGAGGUACCGGUAGACCAUGGCUCUCCAACUCUGGAGCUGGUCACGUUCCAGCUCUCGCUGGACAACAUCAACGUAGAAGGCGUGACCUCUGCUGGGAUAUCACCAGGUGAAACUCCUGUCAUCAUACCCAAGGACGGCAAACGUCAUAUCUUGUUGGAAAAUAUCCGGGCCUCCUUGAUUUCCGAAGCCAAUGUUUUCUCCUCGCUAGUCCCGUCCCCCUCGAUGCCCUCGUCUGUAGCAUCACGUUCACCCGUGGUGACAGAGACACCCACCUUUGCUCCGCUUGGGCUGGCUCGGAGUAUGAGCUCGGAGGUGAUGGCCCAGUCGGACGACCUUUCACAGAGCCGUUACCUGCUGCAGGAUAGCGAGGCUGCUCUCAACAUUCCGUACGAUUUUGGAGAGAGCAACGACGCCAGCGAUGCCGCGCUCAACAUUCCCUACCAGUUUGGCGAAAGCAGGGAGGCAGACUUGGCUGGGGACCCAAACUCCCCCUUAUCCACUCCGCGAGCAUCCAUCUGCCGAGACUCACCUCCACCGGCCAUCUUCGAUCAUGCACAUUCGACGGUCGUGGAGCCAUCACCCCAAGCUUGGUUAGGGGUUGAGCGAGAGGCGCAGUCAGAGCCGUCCAUCCGUCCGCCUGAGGGAUUCUCUUCGUCCAGUGGACUUUCUCCCGCAGUAUCCAUUCACUCCGAGUCUACACACAGCAGCUCGGGCGGUUCAGGGCCGGAGGAUCUGGCUCAGUCACAUAUCUACAGCCGUGAGGAAGCCGAAAGCAUGUACAUGAGCGCCUUCUCGCAAGCUGAGUCUCAACGGCUGCGCUCUGGCAUGCCAGGAUCGUGGGAUGAAAAUGAAGACACUGACAAGCAUCGAGUCGUGGGAGCGCCGCCCAUAACACCUGGAGCAGGUCCAGACAAAAAGGAACGGACAGCAAAUGAUUUCUCUAAAAGCCCUCUUCAGCAACACGAAGCGGACGAACCUACGACAGCGGAUGCACCUAUCGCUCUGGAUACUCGGACGGACGCCGCCGCUACGCAUGAACAGGAACCUGACGUCCAGGAGACCGAAAUUCACCAGGACGAUGCUCCAACACCUCGCGGGCCCACUCGCUUGGUGAAGGAGAUCCUAUCACUGAGCUCGAUUUCCGUAUACCUCCCGUCAAACCACAAACAUAUCCAGGUUACUACUGUCCCAGACCUCAGCACAUCAAUGUCCCCAAAUAUUCCAGGCGCAUUCUCGGUUCAUUCCUCAGCGGGUGCAAGCCCCAAGCUGGAGCCUGUCACUGAACCAGCGACUGACAAGGCGCCUAUCGACCAAUCCAUUGAGAUUAUCCUGAAGCCCUUGGAUAUUCGGUUUGACGCUUCGGUUGGGUUUCUUCUCACAUUGGUUGUCUCGCGGCUUCUUGAGGCAGCUCAAGGUACCCCGAGCGAACCUGUUGGACCAACAACGUCAAAGCCAGCCUCCAAGACCCCAGACGUCCAGGUUACGCUCGAACAGCUCUCAGUACUUUUCCUGGAGAAGCUUGCGGGCAUUGCCGACGUCCCUCAGAGGAUAUUCGAGAGACAGACAACGGACUUCAGCUCUGACGUCCUGCUCCAAGCGCAGCUCGUGGACCUCAGGGGCUCAUUGUCCACAGAGGGCUCGCAAAAAGAGGCGAACUUCAGCGUUGAGAAACUAAGAUUUGGAUACGCAAACGACGAGAUUCUCUCGUUUGAUCGCUCAAUCCUGAUGUUCGAGUCGGUGGCAAACACAUUCCCUUCCGCCGGGCACGAUAUCUCGGUGAAGGCAACCAUGGGCCCUGAAGCCUCGCGGAUAGAGAUCAACACGCUACCUCUCUAUGUAAAGUUUGAUCUUCAAAGGCUUGACGAAACGUUCAGCUGGUUUGGUGGGCUUAGCAGCUUUCUCAACAUGGGGGCUUCUAUCGCGUCAAACCCGUCAAGAGCCGGCAAACACCCGGCCAAGCCGGUUCAGCAACCCAGGAGUGUCCGAUUCAAUGAACCCAUCCAUCCUGAUGACCAGACCGCUGCCAAGGAGAACAAAACCGAUCUGCGUAUUAAUGGCCUUCGCGUGGAUGUCAUCGGAAGGGACUGCAGCGUGAUGCUGAAUACCAGCGCCCUCAAGCUUGUCAGCAGAGAUGAAGGCAUUGGCAUGCAUCUUAGCAGGAUACGACUGUCAGGGCCGCACGUCAGGAAUGCUAGAGCUGAAGCGCCGGUUGUGGGCGAGGUCUUGGAUAGCAGAAUCGAGUACCUCGCAUUGCCACGUACAAAGGACCUGGAGAGGCUGCUUGAGCUCAUCACCCCGUCCAAAAUCAAGUUUGACGAGGAUGAGGAUGAGAUAAUGGUGGACACGCUCCUCCGCCAACGAAGGAAGGGACCGGUACUUUCCCUGACCGUCGGCAAGGUCAGAGUUGAAGCAGGCAGACUGCAGCAGCUCAGCUGCCUCCCGGGGCUCGUCGAUGACCUCGCUAAGCUCGGGACCGUCGCGAAAUAUCUCCCUGAAGACGACCGGCCGGGUCUCCUCACGUUGUGUCAUGUCAAGGAUCUCGAGGGCCGUGUCGAUAUCGGCGGUCGGUUUGGCGCCGUUCAAGCGUCUCUCAAGGACUUGGAGGUCGCCCAUAUAACGUUGCCGCAGUUGACUGCCGUCGCGCUCGGCGAAGUUUCCGUCACUCGAAACAAGAUUGAGGAGUUCGUGGCGACUUCGCCCGCACCGACAACCGGCACUUCACAGAAGCCACCGGUCAUCAUGAUGAGGCUGGUCGACGAUAUCGAGCCGGUCCUCAAAAUCAAGCUGAUGGGCCUGAGCUUAGAGUACCGGGUGCCCACGAUUAUGGACAUUUUGGACCUUGCCGAGGAUGCCACGCCAGAGGAUUUUGAGGUCGGGCUGGCUGCGUCCGUUGCGAAUCUUGGGGAUCAAGCCCACCAUGCCAUCAAGAGGGCACCUUCGGGAUCACUCGCGUCCACGGAUCAAGCCAAAGCAUCGAAGCCGGUCAAAGUGGAUGUUGCUUUUCGUGACUGUCUCGUCGGUUUGAACCCGCUUGGGUUGGCCUCCAAGCUGACACUGGUCCUCACCGAUGCUCACCUCGAGAUGGCGCCCGGGACUAGUGAGACGCUGACCGCCGCAACGAGUCUGAAGCGGGCUGCUGUUUUGUUGAUUGACGAUGUCUCCGUCAUCGAGUCUGCUGGGCCUCCCUUUACCUCGACACGACGUCCUCAGGCGGCUCCCUCCCCCCAAGUCAGUGAGCUGUGUGCAAGGGGAUACGUCAAUAUCUGCCAAAUUUCCUCGGCCAAAGCAACGGUGAAGGUAUCGAAGGAUUUGGAGGGCGAGACGCAGCUGGAGGUAGAGAUUCGCGAUGAUCUCUUGAUUAUCGAGACUUGCGCGGACUCGACGCAGACUCUUAUCGCGUUGGCUAAUGCAUUGACACCUCCAACGCCGCCAAGCAAGGAGAUCAAGUAUCGAACAUCGAUCGUUCCUGUUGAAGACUUGCUAGCCUCUAUCAGAGCUGAGGCUUUUGGACAGGCAGAAGGCGAGUACGACUUUGACAAUGACUUUGCGGUUGCCCAGGAGCUCGGGGGCGACGCUGGCAGCGAGGUUGACUUUGACGCCGGACCGACUGACAGCCCUCUUAACCUUGACUCGCAAUACUAUGAGGACCCGGCCGUUCAAGAAGCGCUGUUCGAUGCUACAUCUCAUUCCAUGCUUGCCGGCGGUACAAAGGUCGAGGAUACCAGCGAUGGCGUCCUCCUAAGCACCACUAGCCUUGGAGCGGAAAGCGAUGGAGCUGGAAGCAUCAGCGAUGACCUCUCCAUCCAAGACGAUUACUUUGCACGGGGCAAGGUUGCGCACGACAUCGGUCACCGCUGGAACUCGAAGGCGAACAAAUACGACCAGCAGGCCGAUUCCAGGACUCAACGUAGUCCGUUAAGGGUCUGCAUUCGCGACGUGCACGUCAUCUGGCACUUGUUUGAUGGUUACGACUGGGCGCGCACUCGGGAGGUUAUUGCCAGGGCGGUUCAGGAGGUUGAAGCUAAGGCGUAUGAACGCCGAGCUCGGGCGGACCGCAGAGGCUACGACCAGGAGUUUGAAGAGGACGAAACCGUCAUUGGCGAUUGCCUGUUCAACUCCAUCUAUAUCGGCAUCCCAGCCAACCGUGACCCGAAAGAGCUGACGCAGGCCAUCAACCAUGGCCUGCAGGAUUUCGGGGACACUGAGUCGGUCGCCACAUCGGCUGUUACGACCACAACACUACGUGCAGCUGGGCAGCACCGCCGGUCCAAGAGUCUGAAGCUGAACCGGAGCAAGCGCCACAAGAUUACGUUUGAGCUCAAAGGCGUGAACGCAGACCUGGUCAUGUUUCCGCCAGGUGCUGGGGAGACCAUCAGCUCGCUUGACGUCCGAGUGCGCGAUCUCGUCAUCUUCGAUCAUGUUCCGGAAUCGACAUGGAAGAAGUUCGCCAUGUACGACAUCGAUGCCGGCGAGCGAGAAAUGGGCGCGAGCAUGGUGCACCUCGAGCUUAUCACCACGAGACCGGUGGACACGCCGGCGACUGAGCUGGUCAUUGGCGCCACUGUCUUGCCCCUUCGGCUGCAUGUCGACCAAGACGCCCUCGACUUCAUCACCAGGUUCUUCACGUUCAAGGACGACUCAGCGCCCGUGCACGCGUCUCCGAGCGACGUCCCGUUCAUCCAGCGCAUCUCGGUCAACAGCAUCCCUGUCAGGCUCGACUUCAAGCCGAAGAGGGUCGACUACACCGGGCUUCGUUCGGGCAAAACGACAGAGUUCAUGAACUUCAUGAUCCUCGAGGACGCUCGCAUGGUUCUCCGUCGGGUCAUCCUGUACGGAGUAUCCGGCUUUGACCGGCUCGGCGAGCAACUUAACGACAUCUGGACGGCGGACGUCAAGCGGAACCAGCUACCCGGUGUACUCGCCGGCUUGGCACCCGUACGGUCGCUUGUCAACGCCGGCAGCGGGUUUCGAGACCUGAUCGAGAUCCCAAUCAGGGAAUACCGCAAGGACGGCCGGAUCGUGCGAAGCCUCAAAAAGGGCGCCACAGCGUUCGCCAAGACGACGGGCACCGAGGUCGUCAAACUCGGCGCCAAGCUCGCCAUCGGCACGCAGUCGGCUCUGCAAGGGGCGGAGGGCCUGCUCACCCCUAGCAGCCAGGCGGGCGAAGGCGGCAGCAGCGGCUCGCCGGCUGCGCUGGCGGCCGUCCUCGGCGACGACUGGGACGAGGCCGAGUACGAGGAGGAGAUUUCGCGGAAGAUCUCGCUGUAUGCCGACCAGCCGCUGGGCAUUGUCCAGGGCGUGCGUGGGGCGUAUGCGAGUCUGGCGCGGGACCUGUCGGUCGCUAGGGACGCCAUCAUUGCCGUGCCGGCCGAGGUCAUGGAGAGCCAGAGCGCGCAGGGGGCGGCGAAGGCGGUGCUGAGGAAGGCGCCGACGAUUAUUCUCAGGCCAGCGAUCGGCGCCACAAAGGCUAUUGGGCAAACGCUGUUGGGGGCGACGAAUUCGCUGGAUCCGAUGCAUCGGCGGAGGGUGGAGGCGAAAUACAAGCGGCAUUAG
Parathielavia appendiculata is the source of this 6198-nucleotide messenger RNA. RefSeq lists its product as uncharacterized. Gene Ontology annotation, cellular component: phagophore assembly site. Gene Ontology annotation, biological process: autophagy of mitochondrion; reticulophagy; autophagosome assembly. Gene Ontology annotation, molecular function: phosphatidylinositol-3-phosphate binding. The coding region runs from base 1 to 6198 and encodes 2065 amino acids. NCBI's taxonomy places the organism in Eukaryota, Fungi, Ascomycota, Sordariomycetes, Sordariales, Chaetomiaceae. The transcript has 3 exons. The record is from RefSeq and is a predicted model, not a curated record.